Messenger RNA from Cadophora gregata, 543 nucleotides. RefSeq lists its product as uncharacterized. The transcript has a single exon. The record is from RefSeq and is a predicted model, not a curated record. The coding region runs from base 1 to 543 and encodes 180 amino acids. NCBI's taxonomy places the organism in Eukaryota, Fungi, Ascomycota, Leotiomycetes, Helotiales, Ploettnerulaceae.
AUGGAAUGCCCAAUUCGCCACGUUGAAACUGAGUUUGGAGAAGGCAAGAAUGAUAAUCAGCUUUCUGCGACGAUCUUGGAGGCUUCGAGUGUAUUAGAAGGCAUUGAUCCUCGAGGCCGAGUGUUCAGCGCCUCCAUGAAGAUUCAUGGCCCUUUUUCUACAGCCUGGGUCACGGAAAUCGGGUUUUACUCUCGUGAGAUAGGAUGGAAUUCACAAAUAGCCACAGCUGGACCCUAUGCUGCCGUCUUGGAGCCAAGUCAGAGCCAGCGGGACAAGCCAGAGCAGAAUUGUACCUAUGCGAUCGUCGAGCAAGGAAACUUGAAGGGACGCUGCUUCUUGGAUGUACCACUGGCAUUAUGCCGAAGUAAGCCAGCAGAGAUUACUGUUGGCGAUGAGGUUGGGCUUCUCCUAAUGUCGUCUACUAUAGCGCUUGUGUUGAGGCCAUCAGUACAGCCUGGAGCAUUUAUCAGAGUAGGGUUCUUCAAACGUGAAGACGCUCAAUGGAAACUUUUCUAUCCAACUGAGGGCAUUCUGCUGGUUUGA